Molecule: messenger RNA, 1794 nt
Organism: Musa acuminata subsp. malaccensis (wild Malaysian banana)
Lineage: Eukaryota; Viridiplantae; Streptophyta; Magnoliopsida; Zingiberales; Musaceae
Product: trihelix transcription factor PTL
Source: RefSeq, a predicted model, not a curated record
UUCGUGAACGACACGAUCCGACUCUCCCGCUCUCUCUCCUCUCUCCUCUUCCCCCUCCUCGUUUGCUCCCUCCCUACCUCCCUCCCCCUGCAUCGUUUGCCCAUUGCUUCCGCGGUUGCUCGAAGAUCAUACCGGCUCCCCGGCGGAUCGAUGGACCUGCAGGACCUCCAUAAUCUAAUCGCCGGUAAGCCCGGCUUCUCCGCCGUCUCUGCCGUAUCCGACCAUGCGCAUUUCCUGGGCCAACACCACAGCAGCUUCAUCGCCGCGCCCGGUCCCGACCAGCAGUACGGGAUGCUCGUGGCGGCCAGUCGCGGCGGCGAAGUUGAUCUUCCGCCGCCACCCCCGCCUCCCCCGCUGCCGCCACCGGGAAUGGAAAGCUUUGGGUUCUACGAGACGGCUUUCGGUGGUGGCGGGGGUCAAGGGCGGUGGCCGAGACAGGAAACGCUGACCCUGUUGGAGGUGAGAUCCCGGCUGGACUCCAGGUUCAGGGAAGCUGCCCACAAGGGUCCGCUGUGGGAUGAGGUCUCCAGGAUCAUGGCAGAGGAGCAUGGAUACCAUAGGAGCGGGAAGAAAUGCAGGGAGAAGCUGGAGAACUUGUACAAGUACUACAAGAAGACCAAGGAAGGGAAGGCAGGGAGGCAGGAUGGGAAGCACUAUAGGUUCUUCAGGCAAUUGGAGGCUCUCUACGGAGGGAGCAGUAGCGCCACCGCCGAGAUCAUUCAACCAUGCUCUAAACCUACCUAUGCUUCCGCUCUACCGUCAAACCGAGAAGCCUUGCAGGUUUCCAGGUUCUCUGGGAACGUCAGCUUGUCGAGUUCUAGUGAAUUCGAUGGGACCUCAUCGACCGGAGAAGAGGGAGAACAGGAGGACGGAAGUAUGAGGAGAGCAAAGACGGGAAGAAAGAGUUGGAAGUCGAAGGUGGAGGAGUUGGUCGACGAGCAGAUCAAGAGGUUCAUAGAGGUGCAAGAGACGUGGAUGAACCAGAUGCUGAGGACACUGGAGCACAUGGAACAGGCGAGGAUCUCCCGGGAGGAAGACUGGAGAAGGCAGGAAGCGGAGCGGGUCGACCGAGAGUACGGCCUCUGGGCCAGCGAGCGAGCGUGGAUGGAGGCGCGCGACGCCGCCAUUAUACAGGCGUUGGAGAAGAUAAGCCGCCGCGAGCUGAGAUCGCAACCGCAAGAGGAUCGGAGCGCGAACGGGGAACAUGGCGAUGAAGCCGACGGCAACUGGGCGGCUCAGAGAUGGCCCGAGUCUGAGACCGCCAGUCUUGUCAGGAUCAGGAGAAGCAUGGAGGCGGAGUUCGGAGAGGGUGGGAGCGGUAAGGUCGGCCUGUGGGGGGAGGUCUCGGCCGCCAUGGCUUGCUUGGGGACCAACCGGAGUGCGAAGGGGUGCAAGGAGAAGUGGGACGACGUCAACAAGCGCUCGAGGAAAGCCAAGGAGAGCCAGAAGAAGCGGAGGAGAAGUGGCUUGACGAACAAGCACGGCGAAGGUUCGUGCAGCGAGCCAAGUGGCUGCCACGAGGAGGGAGAGCAAGGAUCGGACGUGGCGGGGGGUUUUGCGCUUGCUGAUGGUCCUGCAUCUCCUCCGGAUUUCGAUGGUGGAGUCAAUGGAGUCAACGAGAUAUCUUUCUUGUUCUCGGUGGGCGAAGAUGAGAGCCUGUGGGCGAACAACGGUGGUGUGAGGAAUACAGGUGGAUGAAUUUGAUGUAUUUGCGCCCAAAGAACAACGCCUUUCUGCGAAAUCAGUAACCCAAAAAACGUUCACUCAUAAAUAUAAAUUUUUAGUAUACUAUUA